GAUCACUUAGGGUUUGGAAAGCCCUAAACCUCGCUGGUGUUAAAUAAGAAACGGAAGAGAGAGCAGAGUUAAAACUGAGAAAACUGAUGGGUCCUCGACAGUGCGAAGUGUGCAAGGAUGCACAAUCCAAGUACAAGUGCCCUUCAUGCCUUGUUCCUUAUUGUUCUCUGGUUUGUUUCAAGAAGCAUAAAGAGAUUCCAUGUGGGAAGGCAGUAUCUCUUGAGCCAAAACCAUGUUCAAUAAGGCUUCCAGAAAAGUCAUCUGAUACAGGUUCAAUAAGGCUUCCUGAAAAGUCAUGCCAAGUAGAUGAGCCCAGUCUGGUGCUUCAAAAGGAGCGACUAGAGUCCUUAGCAUUCUCGAGUGAAGUUCGUGAAGCUUUGAAGGAUGUAGAACUUCAAAAAGCCAUAGGCAAGAUUGAUUCAUCCAUAGGUGCAGAAAAUGAACUUGAUAGAGCCAUGGGAAAUGAUCUCUUCCUCAAAUUCACCGAAAAGAUUUUAUCCAUUAUUAGCCCAUAACAACAUUUACUUUUGAUUGGAAGAUGAUGAAGAAAGAUAUUUUUUGAUAGAUGUUGUAUCCAAGCGGCUGCUGCUUCAACUUCAGUCAGCCUUCGAAAGUCUCAGGGUGUCGGAAGAUGGCUAUCACUAGCUAAAUGUUUUGAAAAGUGUCCUUUCAUUUUCUGUCAGUAUUACCAGUUUCCUCCAUGAAUUUUUGCCAGAGUAUCUUUAAUGUUAUGGGCGUAUUCAAAUUUUCAAAUUGAAUGCUUGUUAGGGGGUAAGGGUGUGUUUGUAAAGCCACUGAAUGAACUGAGAGUACUCAUACAAGGAAGUAGGAUUAAAACUUGUAUGGUUGGUCUCUU
Molecule: messenger RNA, 856 nt
Organism: Telopea speciosissima
Lineage: Eukaryota; Viridiplantae; Streptophyta; Magnoliopsida; Proteales; Proteaceae
Product: zinc finger HIT domain-containing protein 3
Exons: 8
Coding region: 87-515 (142 amino acids)
Biological process (GO): maturation of LSU-rRNA from tricistronic rRNA transcript (SSU-rRNA, 5.8S rRNA, LSU-rRNA); snoRNA localization; box C/D snoRNP assembly
Cellular component (GO): nucleus; pre-snoRNP complex
Source: RefSeq, a predicted model, not a curated record